Cyclospora cayetanensis is the source of this 1593-nucleotide messenger RNA. RefSeq lists its product as uncharacterized. Lineage: Eukaryota; Apicomplexa; Conoidasida; Eucoccidiorida; Eimeriidae. The transcript has 9 exons. Bases 1 to 1593 code for a protein of 530 amino acids. The record is from RefSeq and is a predicted model, not a curated record.
AUGGCGGGCCCUUCCAUGAAUUCAACUGCUCUUGAUGAGGCUAGUACGCCGGCGUGCCUCCUUAGGCACAAGCGACUGGCUUCCGUUGCCUUUCCGCAGUCCACACGUUCCCCGGGAUCCUCUCAUUCCAUGUUUAGCUCAAGGAGCGGCAGGCGGCGAGGGCCUCAAGUGGGCCUAAGUCAGGACGUCACCUGCGAGGCGGCGGAGGUCGCACUGCCGCAUGCAUCCGACGCGAAUAGUGUUGGUGUGAAUCGUCCUGAUGAAGACUCGGCAACGGCAGGCGCGGAAGCUGCUCCAGAAGCAGGAGCGCGGACAGGGGCAACAACACCAUGGGACUUGGGCGUGACUGAGGGUUUAGAUUUUUGCCGAGAUGGCGAAGCGCUGCUGCAGCAGCUGAAGCAACGGAUCCAUGCAACUGGGCAGCAGCUGGCAGCCGCAGCUGCUGCUGCUAAGGGUGCAUCCGCGAGGGAGAAGGGCGGAGGGGAGGGAGAUGCCUCUGAAAGGGAGGGAGGCGCACAGAUAAAGAUGGCUCAGCAGCUCCUGCUGGACGAAGAAAUCGAUGAAUGCCUAAAGGAAAUAAAGGAGCUACGCCGUCUUCUGAUGGCGGUAAUAUCGACAACGAAAGGGGAUCCUCUUCUUAGCGGUGAAGUAGUGGGCGGGAGUGCACAAAUAUCAGGCGACUUGGCUGACGGGCUCAAGAGCGAAGGGGUGUUUACGACGAUGCGGGUCUUCAGACUUGACCAACUUUCAGGAGAGAUCGCUGAGCCUCCCGCUUCUGCAAUGGCCGGCGUUCUACGGGGAACGAAGCGCGUAGUGGCGGCCCUAGCAGACAGAAUACACAGCAUAGAAAACAGCGCCUCUGUUUGGUUGACUCACGGGGCCGAGGUACUGCCUUACCUUCAACAUCUGCAGCAGUCGCUGGAGGAUCUGCAAAGGCAGGAGCAACAGACUGCACAGAAGACGAACGAAGUAAUGGCACGGGUCGCUCAGAAGAGGCAACAAGAAGAGGUGGUCCGUUUCCGACUGGAGAAAACCCAAGACGAGUUUCGCCUCGCUAGGCUCGACCUUACGCGAGAGGAACUAGAGAAAAUAUCUGGAAAAGAAAGAAUGCAGCUCCUGGAGAGCAGGCAAGAGGCGUUAGAUAGGGAACUCAAGAGUCUUGCCGCGUUCUCUCCGCUAUUCAUUGUGGAACGAGCGGCCAAGUACAUUGCCCUCCAAUACAGACCCGAACAAUCUUCAGUGGAUCACGAGAUAUGCAUCGAGGGCCUAGAUCUGUCUUUUACUAGGGGAGCAACGCGCAUCUCUCCCUUCUUUUCUGUCCACGUACAGCCACCCAAUGACAGAGUGCGUUUGCUGCUGGAGAGUGGCAUUCGCGAGCUGUUGCAGAAGCUCUCGACUAAUCAAGGCGCCUUGCAACGCAGGGGAAGGGGGGCAGAGGAUCUUAACUUUAGGGGAGUGGACGCCGCUGACGACAUCGUCGUGGAGCAUAUCGCCGCUGUUCUUAUCAAGACUCUGAGCUCGUCUUUCAGUACUACGAAUGUCCCGCCGCGUUACUUGCCACUCAAGGAGGUCGUUCAGGCGGUUGAAACUUGA